UUUUUAUCAAGAUAAAUAAUUUUACGCUUCUAACGAUCCUCUCGCAAAUUUCCGUUCUCAACUCUGUUCUUUCUCCGCACCACUCUUCCCUCGUGAUCUUCGCAUCUCUUCGACAUGGCGAGAGGCGUAUCGCAAUCUCAAUCAUCAACGUCCGCUGCCACCACGCGACCGGGCGUGAUGGCUCCCCGCGGCUCCGCUGCCGCCACCGCCGGGAUGCGCCGUCGCCGCCUCGGAGCCGGUAACAGUUCCGCUUCCGUCGGAAGCGGUUCCGGCACAGGAGGAAGCAACAUGCUGCGGUUCUACACCGACGACGCUCCCGGCCUCAAGAUCUCGCCAACGGUGGUGCUCGUGAUGAGCGUCUGCUUCAUCGGCUUCGUCACCGCGCUGCAUGUGUUCGGAAAGCUCUACCGUUAUCGAUCCGGCGCCGCCGUAUGAUUCCACUUCCAGGUCAUGGAUCUGACGGUGACCGGUUCCUUGGAUCACGAAAUCCGGUUCUCGUCUCGGUAUCCGAAACCUUCGCUUUUUAAUUUACGCGCUACUUUUUUAAUUUUGUAAAUCUUCCUAGGGCUUGAUUAGGCUUCCUGUUUCUCCUAGCUGUGAAAUGAUUGGAUCUUCUUCUUGCUGUUGAAGGAAGUCGCAUUUCGCCUUUCCGUGAAAAGCAAUCUCUUCAUUCGUUUAUUAUUUUUUUAAUUCAUUCCAUUGUUACACUUUUUUGCUUAAAUUUCCAAAAAGAAAAAAAAUAACGGUUGCGAUUUUAGCCGUUUCUGUUA
Molecule: messenger RNA, 770 nt
Organism: Vigna angularis (adzuki bean)
Lineage: Eukaryota; Viridiplantae; Streptophyta; Magnoliopsida; Fabales; Fabaceae
Product: protein transport protein Sec61 subunit beta
Exons: 1
Coding region: 115-435 (106 amino acids)
Biological process (GO): intracellular protein transport
Cellular component (GO): Sec61 translocon complex
Source: RefSeq, a predicted model, not a curated record